AGGGACCCGCGGUGGGGGCGGCUGAGCGAGACGUUUGGGGAGGACCCGCGCCUCUCCGCCGACAUGGCCCAGGCCUUUGUCUCGGGGCUGCAGGGCGGCAACGGCAGCGGCGCCUACCUCAAAGCGGGCGCCACGUGCAAGCACUUUAUCGGCAACGACCUGGAGGACUGGCGGGGCGUCACCCGCUACAACUUCAACGCCACCAUCGACGCCCGUGACCUGCGCGACUCCUUCCUGCCGCCAUUUGAGGGCUGCGUGCGGGCGCGGGCCCACAGCCUAAUGUGCAGUUACAACGCAGUCAACGGCCUGCCGGCCUGCGCCAACCCCUCGCUGCUGAAUGAAUCGCUGCGGGGCGAGCUCGGGUUUGAGGGCUUCGUCGUCACCGAC
Messenger RNA from Chlorella variabilis, 387 nucleotides. RefSeq lists its product as hypothetical. NCBI's taxonomy places the organism in Eukaryota, Viridiplantae, Chlorophyta, Trebouxiophyceae, Chlorellales, Chlorellaceae. Gene Ontology annotation, molecular function: xylan 1,4-beta-xylosidase activity; alpha-L-arabinofuranosidase activity. Gene Ontology annotation, biological process: arabinan catabolic process; xylan catabolic process. The record is from RefSeq and is a predicted model, not a curated record. The annotation marks the transcript as partial. Gene Ontology annotation, cellular component: plant-type cell wall. The transcript has 3 exons.